GUGUGUCAUAGUAUGCAAAAUCACGCUAAAAGAUCUCACUUGUUUUGUAACAACUGUUGCAAACAGGACCUGUGUAACAACCACUGCGGAGAAACGCCGACCAAACCACCACUAGUGCCAUCCACACCAACAGUAACAACAGCAGCAACAACAACAACAACACAAACAUCAACAACAAGAACAACAACACAACAACACACAAACAUCAACAACAAGAACAACAACAACAACACCACAAACAUCAACAACAAGAACAACAACAGCUGUUACUACAACGAUACCACCAAAAACUACACAUCAUGUAGUCUACCCAAUCAUGUGUUAUUCCUGCAGUUCGAUGUUACAUCCAGCAGACUGUGAACACCUUGUUACAUGUGCAACUGGUCACGGGUGUAUGCUCCAGGUGACCGGACACGAUACCGAUGGUCAAACAUUGUAUCUAUCUUCAUGCGAACAGGACUGGUUGUGUAACGCAUUGAGCCAAUCCAUCCCAUUAAUUGGAAAGAGAGCAGACGAAAAUCACUUAGAAAACAGAACAGAGCUAGAGAGGCGGUCUAUAACGUGUAACAAGUGCUGUCGUCAUCAUCUCUGUAACAACCAUUGUGACGUGUCAAUUCAAAACGUACCGGUGACCACACAGACCACAAAGGCCCCAACAACCACACAGACUACAACUAGCAACAAGCUCACAUCCGAUGUAUUUUCAGCGACACCGAUACAAAUAACCACUGCCGGUCCUCCGAAAACAUCUGACGGAUUUUCGGCGACACCAGUAACAACACAUUUACCAACUACAAAAAAAGUUUUGACAUACCCGCCAUCGACUGUACAAACAAACAUGAUGUUAGAAACCGAAAGAUGUACGCACCAUAACUUCACGAGUAUUCCCUACAUUCACUUGUGUUUCAAGUUGGAGCCUGUGGAACUGAAGUGGAGUAUCGCCGAACGUUGGUGUGGAUUCUAUGGUGCUACAUUAGCUGUGCUGGACGACCCUGGGAAGUUCAGUGUCAUACAGUCGCUUCUAAAAUAUGAACCCCACUAUAAAAAUCAAUAUGUUUAUAUUGGCGGACACGAAAAAUACGGAAACAACACGUUUUACUGGCCACGUGGAGACCGUGUGAAGUUAGGCAACUGGUCGGGCCUCAAUUUUCAACAUACAACCGGCAAGUGUAUGGGCCUCGAUGGCACCAACGGAUUUGAAAUGAAAUUCAUCGACUGUCUCGCAUAUAGAAAGUUUAUUUGUACCAUUGACAUUUCAUAAUUUUAUUAAACAAUAAUUUAUUACAAAAUUUG
This is a messenger RNA of Mercenaria mercenaria, 1293 nucleotides long. RefSeq lists its product as uncharacterized. Bases 317 to 1261 code for a protein of 314 amino acids. The record is from RefSeq and is a predicted model, not a curated record. Lineage: Eukaryota; Metazoa; Mollusca; Bivalvia; Venerida; Veneridae. The transcript is spliced from 7 exons.